Molecule: messenger RNA, 1863 nt
Organism: Neospora caninum
Lineage: Eukaryota; Apicomplexa; Conoidasida; Eucoccidiorida; Sarcocystidae
Product: gk24670, related
Exons: 8
Coding region: 1-1863 (620 amino acids)
Biological process (GO): rRNA methylation
Cellular component (GO): mitochondrial large ribosomal subunit
Molecular function (GO): methyltransferase activity
Source: RefSeq, a predicted model, not a curated record
AUGUCUUCUCGCCGACCAGCAAAACGGCCCACUGCAGGGGCUAGCUCCGGCGUGGUCCUCCGAGGCGCCUCCGGCUGGUCAGCGUUUCACGAGCACCAGUACGGCUCUGCGCGCUGGAACCGCCUCCUCCAGGCCCUAGCCGGUGAAGGGCGUUUCGCCGCCUUCGUGGCUUCUGCGGAAGGAGAAACCUGCCACCGACAAACCCCGGCCGCCUCGGUUCCGCCCGACUCGCACAAGCGGGAAGACCUGAGGUGUACAUACACCGCAAGCAGCGAGGAUAGAAAAGAUGCACGAGUCGGCGGAGGCGAGAACCGUUCCUGCGGGACGUCAGAAGGGACAGAGCGGAACGCCUGUGCAAAUCGACCUCUGCACUUUCAGGGAAACCCACCUGCGUUUUCGCAAGAGGUUCGGGAGGAGUUGCUAGAGUUUCUCCACCUUCGAACAAGUGGAUUGCCGUCUCCGAAUGUUUUCCUUGUACCGCGAAACGGGAAAGGCGGAGAAGAGAAGUCGCUCGACGCAGUUGACGAAGAUCAAUCUGAGCAGUCGAGACCGGGCGAAUCCCGCGCCUCUUGUCAUCCUCUCCCUCCAGUUCCCCCGUCUUCCUCUCCUACGGCAGAGCCCUCCAUCAAGGCUGCCUGCGCUGUCGCCUCCUCGGCUGAUGCUUCCCUCUCUUCUCCGUCGCCGUCCGGACCUUCGCCGUCCUCGGUGGCGUGUUCCACAGGUUCCUCUUCGGUAGCUCGCUCGUGUUCGCCCUCUCCUUGCGCCGCCUCCACUCCGACAUCCUCGUCGGGCUUCUCGACAGUGACGAGGGAUCGUGAGAGGAGCGCUCAGGAAACAGCACUGCUGGAAACUCUGGAGAAGGAAAAAGUCUACUAUCUGGACGGAGCUUCUGCCUUUGCGGCGUGCACUCUACGCGUAUCUCCUGGAGACAGGAUCCUCGACCUCUGCGCGGCACCCGGCGGCAAGUCGCUCGUCCUCGCGAGUAUGCUCUUCUCUUCCACUUCGUCUCCCCCCGUCAGCGGAAGCGUCCCGCCAUCCCAGAAGCAGAAAUCCCGCGACGCUGGAUUGCUCGUCUGCAACGAGGCGAGUCGGCCCCGAAUGGAAAGACUCCAGAAAGUGCUGCACACGUUUCUGCCACCGGAAAUCUUCAACAAGCGGCUGGUCCAAGUCACGUGUGCAAGCGGCACCAAGGGAGGCUCAUACGAACGCUUUCGGCCAUUCGACAAGAUCCUCGUGGACGCUCCGUGCUCGUCAGAUCGGCAUCUGCUGAAGCAGGGACGGUCAGCACUCGCCUCGUGGGCAUCGGGGGUGCCUAAAACGCAUGCUGAGCGGCAACUGCAACUUCUGAAGGGCGCGCUGGGCCUUCUCCGGGUCGGCGGCGUUCUGCUGUACAGCACCUGUGCUCUGUCUGAGGUGGAGAAUGAAAAGGUCGUCGAAAAACUCCUCAAAAGCUGUGGAGGCAGCGUCAAAGAAAUCCCACUCCUAGUCGACCCUGUCCGUCCCGCUUCUGCCUCGGGCUUUUCUCGUGUUGCCGUGCUUCCUCACUCUGCUCCGGUCGAAGCGGCGAAGGAGACUACGGAGACACACGAGACUUCCGGGGGGAGAAGCCUCCCGGUCGCGGUGUCUCCGCACUCGCGGCAUCCGUCGCCGGGACGCGUCGAAUCUUCCGGUCCUUCUGACACAUCAACGCGAGAGAAACGAUCUGAAGACGAGGGCGGGGAAAACGCCGGUGACCGUCCUCCGCUGUGGAUCCUCGAGACGCGAGAACGCGGCGCGAUCAUGCUGCCUGACGCCCCCGCGGGAUUCGGUCCUCUCUUCAUGUGCAAGCUGCAGCUGGUCGCGCCUCUCCAGAGACGCCUCUAG